Messenger RNA from Closterium sp. Naga37s-1, 1647 nucleotides. The record is from the annotation of a GenBank genome assembly. NCBI's taxonomy places the organism in Eukaryota, Viridiplantae, Streptophyta, Zygnematophyceae, Desmidiales, Closteriaceae.
AUGCGCCCAUCAGAACUCGCACUCGAGCCCCCCUCCGCGGAUGUCCCUUCCCCUCCCGCCUUCUUCCCCCCCAUGAGCCCCGAAACCAUCCCCCUCGGCCUUUCCUCCCUCCGCUCGCUCUCCGCACUUUCUGCCACCCCACUAUGGCCUCCUCCGCCAAUUGCGGAAUGGCCUCGAGCCGCCGCGGAUCACGCCCCGCGAAUCGCGGCCGCGGCAGCGGAUGUCGCAGAUAGGCUGCUGAGUACAGUGCCGCCGCUGCUGACACACGCGCUGACGUCAGCGGCGGGAGGAGUGCACCGGUACCUGCAGCGGUUCAGCGUGUAUGUGAUUAUAGCGAAUGCAACUCGGCCCGUGCUGAGGCCUGCUGUGGAUAAGGCGCAAGAGAUGCUCGAUAAGAUCCCCCCCAUGAGCACCAUUCCCGGGCGCCUGGUAUGGCUAGCAAUACUGCUGCUGCUGGCGUGGGCGGCAUGCGCGCUGCCCUCGCUGCUCUCCACGCUCCACGACCCCCAGUACUACUCCGCCUCGCCCUUCCCCCGCCGCAUCCCCGUGCUGGGCGACGGGGGCUCCGCUCCUGUGUUCUCUGAUGCUGGUUUCAAUGUGGAGGCUGCUGCCAAGAUGUGGGAGGCCAAGGUGGGCUGUGCGCGCUUCAGGUGGAAGCACAGGGACCUGCUCAAGAAGUACUCUCACUCCUCCGCCUUCCCCAAAAGUUCCAGUCUUCAGGAUCCAAACAGGGUGGCGUGUCGGCGAAUGCAGCUGCGCCACGUCACCAUUCUGCUGCCACCUGGCGCUGAGUCAUGGAUGUGGCCGCACAAGCUGGAGGGCUUCUACCACUGCCCCCGCUGCGGCAUCACCUGCCAGAUCUCCUGGUCGCCCCUCAUGGCCCUGCAGGCAGACGCCACGCUGCACGUGUGGCCCGCAGACCCACCUGCCGACAGAGCCAGAGGGCAGCCGCUGCGAGUGUAUCUGAACCUGGAGUCGUGGGGGCUGCAGGAGAAGCGCCGCCUGUUCGACGUGGGCGUGUCGCCCUUCGGCAGCAGCGACGUGCAGCUCACCUACUCGGGCGUGCACCACACGCUCGAGACCGGCAGAAGACAGUUCUUCUCCAAGAUCAAGCGCCAGGACGUGCCUCUGUACCGCGCAUCGUCGCACUGCCAGUACGAGUGGCGCGAGGGGCUGGUGAGGGACGUGUUCGCCCUGGUGCCGCACCACAGCUUUGGGCACUGCGACAACAACAUGAACGGCAGCGAUGCUGAGCUGCUGCUCUACCCUGCAUGCUCCCACCCAGUGAUAAGCGUACUGAAGCAGGAGAUAUCAGCAUGUGCCAUGUCGCACUACAAGUUCAUCCUCAGCACCGAGAACACACGUGUGCCGGGCUACGUCACAGAGAAGGCCCUCGAGCCCCUGGAGGCGGGCACAGUGCCCGUGUACUAUGGUGCACCUGACAUCCACCAGUUCAUGCCGCCUGAGUCGUUCAUAGAUGGCAGCAAAUACACGGCCGCCCAGCUCGCCACGCUGAUUGCCGCGCUCAGUAAUGACCCAGCUGACAUCCACCAGUUCAUGUUGCCCGAGCCGUUCAUCAAUGGCUCCAAGCACUCUGCUGCGCACCUCGCCACACUCAUCACUGCGCACUCACCAACGACCCAGUGA